Messenger RNA from Saccostrea echinata, 2726 nucleotides. Its product is annotated as RING finger protein 24-like. The transcript is spliced from 6 exons. The record is from RefSeq and is a predicted model, not a curated record. Bases 152 to 550 code for a protein of 132 amino acids. NCBI's taxonomy places the organism in Eukaryota, Metazoa, Mollusca, Bivalvia, Ostreida, Ostreidae.
CAUUUGGACCGAAGAAGCUGGCAAGACAAUUAAAGAUGGCUAAAUCCAACAUGUUUGCUUAUUUUGAAAAUUUCCCAGGGAUUUGCACAAAGGAGCGCUAAUUUGGAGUGUUUAAAACAGUUAACAGGGACACAAUGUAAGUCAACAUAAGAUGGUCGAUAACCUUCCUGCGAACAUCUCCUUGCCGCUGCUUGGUAUUGGAGCAUUAUCUCUUAUCCUUAGUCUGAUAUUCUGCUGUUACAUGUGGAGAUUGAGAUGGAAGGCAAAACAAGAACAAGGAUAUAGGAGGGUUAGAUUUAACAGUAGAAAAAAGGCAGCAAAUGAGACAUGCCCAGUUUGUUUAGAAGAUUUUGAACUGAAAGAGUACAUAGCUGUUUGCCGAUGUACCCACUGCUUUCACAUGAAAUGUCUUCUUGAUUGGUUACACCAUAAAAACAUGUGUCCAAUGUGCAAGGCUCCGGUUCAGUCUGGCUGUGUCACCGAGAGGACUGGUUUGGUGUCUUUGCCUAUACCUCCAAGAAAUAUCCCGGCUCAAGUGAACCAUGUGUGAUAUUAUGUUCAUAAACUAUGGUUAUUUUAAAAAUCAUUUGAAUUUUGUGUAUAUUUUGUGAUUAAUAGCAAUUGUAUGGGCAGUUUUAUUUAUAUCUCUCACUAAGUUGAGGUAGAUAGUUUUGAUUUUCCUCUAUUUGGUUUUUUGUUAGUUCUGGAUUGUUUUAUGUUUAUGUCAACCCUUGAGGUGCCUAUUAGUUAUCUUUCUGUGUAAGAUUAUUCACUCAGUUUUUCAUUAAGUGUUUUAUAUAUACAUGACUUUUGCAUGAUAUAGAUGUAGCUUGUUCAGUAUGGAUAAUAUGGUACAAUGUAUAUGCUGUUAUAGUCAACUGUUUUGGAGUUUGAAAAGUUAAUUUUUGUGUACAUUUAUGUACAUGUAUCUACAUACAUGGCAUUCUAGGCAUUAUGUACAGGUAUUUUCUGUUUAUGCUUCAGUGGUGAUCUCCAAAUUUUACACCAUUGUGUACUGAUAUUGAGUACUGUAUUUAAUGGUUACUUGAGUUGACAAAUUACAUUUUUUUUGCACCUUAUUAAACAAUAAUUACACCAUGUAUAGCAGCCCAGAAGUUUUCUGUUAUUUGAUAUACAGUAUAUGUAAAUAUUAUGUUUACAUUUCCAAUAUGACAUUCUUAACCAUCAGAACAUAUACAUGUAGUUAUAUAUAUACAUGUACAUACAUUUUACAAAAAUUAUGUCUUCCAUGUUCCAACAUAUUUUUAUUGAUCGUACACGUGCAUUUGCUGAGAUCACAAGCUUUAACAAUUAACUGACAAAAUAGCUAGUUCAUUUAUAGAAUUAAUUUACGAGUUCAAAUUAUUUACUUCUUUUUAUUAAUUUAACAAUUAUUAUGACAUUUGACACCAUAUAUAGUCAGAAUGUUUAAGAAGUGCCAUUCAUGCAAAUUUUGGGAUUGAUUUAUACAUGUAUAUGUAAUAGUUCAUAUACCAUUUUGUGAUACCAUUAAUGAUCAGAUGCACAGGUACUGUGAAAUCACUAACUUUCGCUGGGGUUUAAUUUUUGUUGUUUAUGGUAAAAGGAGACCCAUAAAUUCAUUCCCCAUGAAAUGUAAAAUUUCAAAUACUUCUUGUAAAACAAGUUUGGAUAAACAAAACAUUUAGAAUAUAUGUUUAGUAUUUUUUGUAUAUUUUUCUUUGAAUUAUACAAGAAUUUUCAUCAAUUGGUAUCUUUUCAAAACCCCUGGUAAUGCAUGCUAAAUUUUUGUCUACCAACAUCUGAUGGCAUUAUAAUCUUAAAUUAAGAAUAUCUUGAAAAAUUAUCAGUAGGUAAGGUACGUUGCAUAUGUCCUUAAACCACGAAAAAUUUGACCCCGUGAAAAAUAUAUGAUUUUACAGUAUUAGUUAUUGUCAUUAGUACUACAUUGUAUAUGCACAGUAUCUUAUGUAUCCUAAUUGAUCAUUGAUUUACUUUACAUGAUUUAUAAUUAAUUUUGCUGAGAAUGUUGAGAAUUUUUAUAAAUUAUUUGUCUUUUUGGACUGUAUAUGCACAGUAUCUUAUGUAUCCUAAUUGAUCAUUGAAAGGUGCUCCAAAUUUCUAAGGAUUCACUGAUCUUAAUUAAUAGAGUCAAUAUUUUACAGUUAUUUGUUUCAUAUUAAGAUUAUUUAUUUUUUUGCACGGGGUGAUAGUCACUUUAAAUUGGCUUAUUUUCACAGUAGAAGUGGUGUGUAGAUAAGGUAGUUCUGAGCUCUCUUUUUCUCGCAGCAGCCACAAAAAAAUUAUUAUGUUUAAUCGUACUAUGAUGAUCUGUAGAUAGUGUAAGCAUAGAAAAUAAUUGAACUUUUUGAUGAAGUAUUCAUGACAACUAAACUGAAGAAGGAGCUAUGACAACAAAUAUUUUGUUAAGGUGGAAAGGAAAUUACUGUAGUCUUGCCAGUAUACAUAAAUACAUUUCCUGUAGCUUCAGAUAAAUUUUUUUCAUACAAAAAAUAAAUAGACAGUGAAAGAUAGAUAUUCUUUUGCAGUAAAAUUUUAUAGGUUUUUUUUUGUUGUUGUUGUUGUUGAAGUAAUUGCUAGAAAGUUUGUUUUUUCAUCACUUUGCUUCCAGAUAUUUAACAGACUACAUAUAUUGUACUGGGGAAAAUUCUAUAUCAGACUCUUUUUUGAUGUAGCCAUUUACAAUGAAAAUGAUUUUAUUAUAUUAGAUGAAAUUGUGAGGUUAG